GAAGUGAAAGAUUAUUUGAUUUGAUUGUCACAGAACAUGGAUAUGGGGUUUGAUCAUUCUCUUCUCCAAGUCCACAUUAACUACAAUAACUUUCCAGCUAAGUUAUGGGGUUUGACAAACGAUCCCAAGAACAACUCAGUCUUCUGGAGCCCAAAUGGAGACGGUUUGAUUGUCGACCAGCAGCGUUUCGAGGACGAACUGCUGUCACCGGUCAAACAAGACGCUAAACUCUUCAAGACCACCAACUUCACCAGCUUCAUCCGACAGCUCAACCUGUACGGCUUCCGGAAGCUGUUCGACGGGCCAUCCAAAGACAGACACCGAAACCUGCACCACUUCCACAAUCCCUUCUUCAGACAGGGCCGGCCAGAACUUCUGGUCCAUCUGAAGAGGCUGACCAUCAGUAACAAGGCCAAGAUCCUGGCCGGAGAGGAGGUGACCUGUCGACCCCCUAGUCGAGUCCAUCACCAGCCUCAGCCAAACACUACAGAAACAGAGAAUACAGGUUCUGCACCCCCCUAUCAGCACAUCAGUGGCGCAUCCCAUCAGCUGAAGGGGUUUGACAGAAGCCUGAUCCCUCCCCACUCCUGGAUCGUUCCUUGCAGGGAUGCGCCUCCUUUCUACCCUAACAAAGGCAUCCCGGUGUCUGUGAUCCGCUCGUAUCCGUACAGCGCUCCUCAUAGAGUUCAGUCCAGUCCCACUGCCCUGUUCCCACAGGAGACGAAAUAUAUCCCACAUCACCUGUCCUAUCCUCCUGGAUUUUACUCGCCAGUUUGUCAGGGUUGCACUGCUGGCUUUAUGGAAGCAGAUCGAACAGGUGGAGAUCAAACAUCUCUGUCAUAUGCAGCACAUUAUGCUUAUUACCCGAACUAUCCAGUGAGCCACCAUCACAACAGCAUCCAGAGCUCAAACUGGGCAGCACACGGUCCGCCUGAGUCUCAGAGAGGCGACGUGAACCUGGACACAGUCUUCCAGAUGGUGGACGAGUUCCAGGGUUUGCCUAACGUCCACAUAGUCCGCGUGGGAACCCCAGUGAAGCCCCUGCACUCCUCCAGCCCUCCUCUCUGCACUUUACCUGCGGGAUCCGUCAGUCCUCCGAGAGACGAGCGUCCGUCUGUCAUCACUCAGUUCAUCAAACUAGAGCCAGAGGAACAGGAGCUGGACAAUCCAGGAGUCCAGCUCUCAGAAAACCCUUCAACAUCUCUGGAGUCCUCAAAAAAGAUUUCAGAUCAGAAACGGACAGCAGAAGACUCGUGAAACACUCCCUGCUGCUGCUGGAGAUGACAGGCAGGAUUCAUCAGCAUAUGCACAUGACAU
Messenger RNA from Rhinichthys klamathensis goyatoka, 1317 nucleotides. It is a transcript of the gene hsf5, whose product is annotated as heat shock transcription factor family member 5. Lineage: Eukaryota; Metazoa; Chordata; Actinopteri; Cypriniformes; Leuciscidae. Gene Ontology annotation, biological process: regulation of DNA-templated transcription. The transcript has 6 exons. Bases 37 to 1257 code for a protein of 406 amino acids. Gene Ontology annotation, molecular function: sequence-specific DNA binding; DNA-binding transcription factor activity. The record is from RefSeq and is a predicted model, not a curated record.